Tachysurus vachellii is the source of this 1635-nucleotide messenger RNA. RefSeq names its product protein phosphatase, Mg2+/Mn2+ dependent 1Ka (gene ppm1ka). Gene Ontology annotation, biological process: protein dephosphorylation. The coding region runs from base 177 to 1292 and encodes 371 amino acids. NCBI's taxonomy places the organism in Eukaryota, Metazoa, Chordata, Actinopteri, Siluriformes, Bagridae. The transcript is spliced from 7 exons. Gene Ontology annotation, molecular function: protein serine/threonine phosphatase activity; cation binding. The record is from RefSeq and is a predicted model, not a curated record.
GUAAAUGAGUCACAUGCGUUGUCGACUGUGCUCUCUCACACACACACACACACAUACACACCGGCUCGGGGAACGUGUGCAGAGGGUGUAACCAUACGGAGAGAAUUAAAUGUAAAAAUAAACAGGGUGUCACAGAAACCACAAACAAAACAGCAUACGUUUCUUUCGCUUCUAAAAUGUCUCUCUCUGCCACCACCUUCUCCUUUCUUCUACGCCGCUCAUUCUCGUCAAUUGGCAGGAGUGCUAGCGUGCGUUCGGGCCGGUGUGUGUGCGCAUGCUGGUCAGCAGUGCCCGGGGUCCGCUGGUACGCCGCCGCUCGUUUGGAUGUCGAUGGAAGCGGCCGGCCGUCCACAUGGGACUCGUUUGGGAUUUGGGACAAUCGCAUCGAGGCGCCCAUCCUGCUGCCACCCAGCAUACGUUACGGUAAACCGAUCCCACGUAUAAGCCUAGACCGUGUCGGCUCGGCCUCACUGAUUGGCCGUCGUCGGGACAACGAGGAUCGGCUCCGUGUAGCUGAGCUCACACCCUCCACGCUCUACUUUGCGCUGUUUGACGGACACGGGGGCCCACAAGCCGCUGACUUCUGCUACACACACAUGGAGAGCUACAUUAGGAAGGGUCUUGAGAAAGAGUGGGAUCUAGAACAGGUAUUAACAAAAGCCUUCCUACAGGUAGACGCUGCCCUGGCCUCUGAGGUGCAGAUGUACGGCAACGCCUCUCUGAUGACGGUGGGCACUACGGCGACGGUGGCUUUGCUAAGAGAUGGGAUAGAGCUGGUGGUCGGGAGUGUCGGAGACAGUCGAGCCAUGCUGUGCAGGAAGGGUGAAGUUUACACACUCACCAGCGACCAUACACCUGAGAGAAAGGACGAAAAACAAAGAAUACGCAAGUGUGGAGGUUUCGUAACAUGGAACAGUCUCGGUCAAGCAAACGUGAACAGCCGUCUGGCCAUGACACGCAGCAUCGGAGAUUUUGACUUGAAGCAAAGCGGAGUUAUCGCAGAACCAGAGACCACUCGUGCUAUAGUAAAACAUUCUGACGACUCGUUUCUGGCCCUGACCACCGACGGCAUCAACUUCAUCAUGAGCAACCAGGAAAUCUGUGAUGUCAUCAGCCAGUGUCACGAUCCUACAGAGGCGGCGCACAUCGUCACCGAGCAGGCUCUGCAGUACGGCUCUGACGACAACAGCUCGGUCAUCGUUGUUCCGUUCGGAGCUUGGGGAAAGCAGCAGAAUUCCCAGUACAGCUACUCCAUGAGCCGGAACUUCGCCUGCAGCGGACGCUGGGCCUGAAACCUCACAAUCUUUAAAGCUAGAAUGUGUUAUGUAACAUAGUGUAGCUUUAAAGCUAAUUAUUAAAUUAUUUUUUGAAAACGUAUUUCACGGCGGAUGAUAAUUGACAUACAUUGACAUACUUGUGUAUAUUCGAGUAUCAUAUGUUUGUACCAUGUGAUAUUUUCCCCUUGUAUAUAUUUUUGGAAAAUUUUGCUACAUUAGCAAUUUGAAUAUUAUUUUGCGACAGCUACUAUAGUGGCGAAUUAAAAACCUUCUCAGGUAAGCGGCCAUGUUGACCCAGAAAACACUGAUUCGUUAUCCAAACAAAUGGAAAAUAUUAAACGAAGAGAAUGUGAAUAUA